Molecule: messenger RNA, 2291 nt
Organism: Budorcas taxicolor (takin)
Lineage: Eukaryota; Metazoa; Chordata; Mammalia; Artiodactyla; Bovidae
Gene: NELFCD
Product: negative elongation factor complex member C/D
Exons: 15
Coding region: 39-1808 (589 amino acids)
Biological process (GO): negative regulation of transcription elongation by RNA polymerase II
Cellular component (GO): NELF complex; nucleus
Molecular function (GO): RNA binding
Source: RefSeq, a predicted model, not a curated record
CGCAUGCUCAGUGUUUUCGCGCGCGCUCGCGAGAGAGGAUGGCGGGGGCCGCGCCGGGCGCCAUCAUGGACGAGGACUACUUCGGGAACGCGGCCGAGUGGGGCGACGAGGCGGAAGGCGGCCAGGAGGAUGACUAUGGAGAGGGAGAAGACGACGCUGAGGUCCAGCAGGAGUGCCUACAUAAAUUUUCUACCCGGGAUUAUAUAAUGGAGCCCUCCAUCUUUAACACUUUGAAGAGGUAUUUUCAGGCAGGAGGAUCUCCAGAAAACGUUAUCCAGCUCUUGUCAGAGAACUACACGGCUGUGGCGCAGACUGUCAACCUCCUGGCCGAGUGGCUCAUCCAGACAGGUGUUGAGCCAGUGCAGGUUCAGGAAACUGUGGAAAAUCACCUGAAGAGUUUACUGAUCAAACAUUUCGACCCCCGCAAAGCAGACUCUAUCUUUACUGAAGAAGGAGAGACCCCUGCUUGGCUUGAACAAAUGAUUGCACACACCACCUGGAGAGACCUUUUUUACAAGCUGGCUGAAGCCCACCCAGACUGUUUGAUGCUUAACUUCACUGUUAAGCUUAUUUCUGAUGCAGGAUACCAAGGGGAGAUCACCAGUGUGUCCACAGCCUGCCAACAGCUGGAGGUGUUUUCUAGAGUGCUCCGUACUUCUCUAGCUACAAUUUUGGAUGGAGGAGAAGAAAACCUUGAAAAAAAUCUCCCUGAGUUUGCAAAGAUGGUGUGCCACGGGGAGCACACGUACCUGUUUGCACAGGCCCUGAUGUCUGUGCUGGCCCAGGAGGAGCAGGGGGGCUCGGCUGUGCGCAGGAUUGCACAAGAGGUUCAGCGCUUUGCCCAGGAGAGAGGCCACGACGCCAGUCAAAUCACACUGGCACUGGGCACAGCUGCCUCCUACCCCCGGGCGUGCCAGGCCCUUGGGGCCAUGCUGUCCAAGGGAGCCCUGAACCCGGCCGACAUCACAGUCCUGUUCAAGAUGUUUACAAGCAUGGACCCGCCCCCUGUUGAACUCAUCCGGGUACCCGCCUUCCUGGACCUGUUUAUGCAGUCACUCUUUAAACCCGGGGCCAGGAUCAACCAGGACCACAAGCACAAGUAUAUCCACAUUUUGGCCUAUGCAGCGAGCGUGGUGGAGACCUGGAAGAAGAACAAGCGUGUCAGCAUCAAUAAAGACGAGCUGAAGUCCACGUCAAAAGCUGUUGAGACUGUUCACAACCUGUGUUGCAAUGAGAACAAGGGGGCGUCGGAGCUCGUGGCUGAGCUGAGCACCCUCUAUCAGUGUAUCCGGUUUCCAGUGGUGGCCAUGGGGGUGCUGAAGUGGGUAGACUGGACUGUGUCGGAGCCGAGGUACUUCCAGCUGCAGACCGACCACACCCCGGUGCACCUGGCGCUGCUGGAUGAGAUUAGCACCUGCCAUCAGCUCCUGCAUCCCCAGGUCCUGCAGCUGCUGGUGAAGCUCUUCGAGACGGAGCACUCGCAGCUGGACGUGAUGGAGCAGCUUGAGUUGAAGAAGACGCUCCUGGACAGGAUGGUGCACCUGCUGAGCCGGGGCUACGUGCUUCCCGUGGUCAGUUACAUCCGCAAGUGUCUGGAGAAGCUGGACACUGACAUUUCCCUCAUUCGCCACUUUGUGACCGAGGUGCUGGAUGUCAUUGCGCCCCCCUACACCUCUGACUUUGUGCAGCUUUUCCUCCCCAUCCUGGAGAACGAUAGCAUUGCUGGCACCAUUAAAACCGAAGGUGAACAUGACCCCGUGACAGAGUUCAUAGCUCACUGCAAGUCUAACUUCAUCCUGGUGAACUGAUUCAGAGCAUCCCCAGAGUGGAGCCGGGCCCUCCGGGAGACCUCUGUGGAAUAACCCUUUGCAGAAGCCGUUGUUGAAGAGGCCCCGUCAGCGUCUUGGAAAUGGGCUCUGAUGGGAGGAGGUGAAGGACUUCUGUGUAAAGGAAAAUGUUAGCAGUAUAAGGGGAAAACUUGGGAAUGGGCCCUCUCCUUGUAAGUCCAGGACUGCCCCCUGGAUCCUGUCUAGCGUCACUUCCCCUGGUAGUGGACUGGGCUCCCAAGACCCCUUAGGAUGUAGCCAGCCGUCAGCCCUGGGGUGGUAGAAUUCAGAGACUGAGACACUCAGAUGAACUGUUUUCAAAGUUGAUUUUUGUUUUUGCACAAGAUCUGAUUGGUUCAUAUUAUUGUGAUUACUUUUAUUUUCCAAGAAAUAUAAAAGCUUUUCUGUGGUGGGAAGGUGUGGAUUCUGAUGUCAUGUCGUUCUUAUGUGUAAAUAAAGCAUUCA